Messenger RNA from Effrenium voratum, 2181 nucleotides. The record is from the annotation of a GenBank genome assembly. NCBI's taxonomy places the organism in Eukaryota, Dinophyceae, Suessiales, Symbiodiniaceae.
GCGACCAGGGCUUUGCUGCAUGCGGUGCAGCAACGCGGUGGCCUAGAUGGUGAUGGCCACUUCGCGGAGGCCGUGGGUCAACUGGAACAGCUCUCCAGGCGGCAACGUGAUGCGGACCCACGGUCAAAGCAACACGGAGGAGCCCAACACAAAGACUUGCUGCUGACCAUGGUCGAGAAGCUCCGGCAGCCUGCUCCGGAUGCGGAGGCUGCCUCGGACGCGCAGCCUUCACGGCCAGCGCCCCUCGGCGGGCCCCUCGGCGAGCCCCUUGGCGAGAUAGUCGUCUCGCUGAUCAGCUUGGUGGCGCACAUGGCUGGCACCAUGGAGGACAUGCAGUCCCAGCUCAAGGACAUGCAGUCCCAGCUCAAGCUCUUGACGGCAGCGCCUCCGGCAUUGUUCCCGCCCACUCCUCCGGUGGCCUUCCCGGUUGGGCUGCCUUUGCAGCCUGGCAUCAUGGGUGUCUUGGGCCCUUUGCCCAUCCUGGAUGUGGGGGGCCUCCUGCUCAACUGCAGCCCCAGCAUCAGCUUGGGCCGCAGCAAUUUGUGGCUUUUGAACCUCGUCUGCAACCCCAGCAUUGCGGCGGGUUUGGUCCGUGCCAAACUGAGCUGCAGCCCCAGCCUGGAGGGCUACAUCAACCUGAGCAGCAUCACCUUCAAGGUGCACCACGGCGCCAACCACAGCAUGAAGGAGGACUGCUGCGCCAACCCCAGCAUCAAGGAGGACCGCAACCCGAGCAAGGAGGACCGCUGCGCCAACCCCAGCAUCAAGGAGGACCACAACCCGAGCAAGGAGGACCGCUGCGGCAACCCCAGCAUCAAGGAGGACCACCUCGCCAACCCGAGCAAGGAGGACCGCUGCGCCAACCGGAGCAUCAAGGAGGACCGCCGCGCCAACCCGAGCAUCCAGGAGGACCGCAGCAUCAAGGAGGACCGCCUCGCCAACCGGAGCAUCAAGGAGGACCGCCGCGCCAACCCGAGCAUCCAGGAGGACCGCGCCAACCUGAGCAUCAAGGAGGACCACCUCGCCAACCGGAGCAUCAAGGAGGACCGCGCCAACCCGAGCAUCAAGGAGGACCGCUGCGCCAGCCCCAGCAUCAAGGAGGACCACCUCGCCAACCGGAGCAUCAAGGAGGACCGCCGCGCCAACCGGAGCAUCAAGGAGGACCUUUGCGCCAACCCGAGCAAGGAGGACCGCCGUGCCAACACGAGCCGCAAGCAGGACCACAUCAGCGCCAGCAUCGCGGAGACCAACCGGAGCCCCAGCAACAUCAACCGAUGCAUCACGGGCCUCCCGGUUCAUUGCAAUCUGAGUGGCAUCAAGCUGGCCAGCCGGCUCAUCAAGCCGCUUCGCCUCAUGCAGAUCAUCGGCCCGAUGGAGCACGCCCAAAACAUGCACAUGGAGUGCCUGAACCCCUUGAGCCACCUCGGAGCUACAAAGGCCCUUUUCAGGGCCCGCCUGUUCACCCAGCUCCAGCUGAGACGAGGAGCCCUGCAGAACCAGCACGCAAAGCGCCAACUGAGUGGCGCGGACAAGCGCCUCCGCAAACAAAAGCGAGGCAUCGAAUCUUUUGCUGCGGUGGCGCAGGGCAAUUGCAUGGCCUGCAGGUGCUCAAUGCUAUGCUUUUUGAUUGCUGUGACUGGCUCCACAUUUGCGUUGGAGCAGCCCAGAUCAUCUUUACUGUUUCAGUACAGCCGCAUGCAAUUCCUGGCCUGUUCCGUUCCAGUCUGGCGCAUAGCCUUUUGGAUGGGCACUUUUGGAUCCAAAACACCAAAGAGGUCCUUGGUAUGGAGUAAUGCCGGUGGUAUCGGUGCCCUCUUCAGCUCUGCCCUGCUGAAUCCCAAGACCUUCAAGAAGGAUCCGAACUUUCGGCCAACGAUCAAGUAUGUCAACAAGCAAGGCAAGUCUUCCUGGCAAGGAACCAAGCAGCUCACGGAAACUGGGAAGUAUCCCAAAGCUUUUGGCCGCCGCAUUAGAUAUAUGUUUGAAACUGGGCAGCUGAAGCCAAAUGGCGAGUUUCCACUUCACGCCUCUGAGUCAGAGGCGCAAGAGGCGUUUGCUAGGGCGGGUUAUUCUGAUAUGUGCGAAGAUGGUAAUCUUCUACAGGUUGCGCGCUACCUGCGCCAGUGCAAAGGGCUUAAGGUGCCCGAAGAGUGGCGCUGCUUGCUACCUGACAAGCUUUGA